AUGGCAUCUAUCCCUUCGCUUACCAACUACGAGGCACUCGCGGCCACGUGCCUUGUCGACGCCGGCGUGUUGAAUCACAAGAUCAAAGGGCUGGAAACAUCAAAGACAUCGUCCGUCGAUAACAAUGGACCUUGCACGCCACAAGAGGUCAAAAAGCUACAGCUCCGGCUCUUUGAGUCAGCACAAGCUCUGCUUCAGGCGGUCACUCCUCCGGAGUAUACCCUGACACAAAGUCUCUCCGCCAGUAUAAUGGACCUUACUGCGUUUCGAUACAUUAGCCGCUGGGAAGUCGCCAAAGCGGUCCCAACGGAGGGCUCAGUAUCAUACAAAUCCCUCGCAACCAAACUCAGCGUUGACGAGUCCCAGCUCAGGAGAGUCCUUCGAUAUGCCAUGACUCGGCAAGUCUUCACCGAGACACAGAUCGGAGGGGUUGCACACACGGCAGCUUCACUUCUCUUAGUACAAGGAGGCAUCAGCACAUUGAACAGAUACUCCACGGACCGAGGUUUCCCCAUCGCCAGUCAUUUCAACGAGGCCCUCGAGAAGUGGGGUCACGGCUCGCAAGAGCCAAAUGAAACAGCAUUCAAUGUCUUCAAGGGCACCGAACUUGCCAUGUUCGACUACUACGAGAAGAACCCAGCGUACGCCACCGACUUCCACCAGGUCAUGAGCUUCUUUACCAAGACACCUCCAUUGUCACACGAUCAUAUCAGAAGAUCAUUUGACUGGCCAUCGCUUGCAUUCUCAACUGUAGUCGAUGUGGGCGGCAGCCUCGGCCACUGCAGUAUGGCGAUCCUGGAAGCGAACCCAACGCUGACGUGCAUUGUCCAAGACUUGCCUCAGAUAGUCACCAAAGCUACGGACCCGUCCACGUCAAUCGUACCCGAGCACCUCUGCAAACGCAUCUCAUUCCAGGCACAUAGCUUCUGGGACCCGCAGCCGGUGACAGCCGACGUGUACUUCAUGCGUAUGAUCUUCCAUGAUUGGCCGGCCAAGUACUCAAAGAAGAUCCUGCACGCACUCCUGAAAGGCAUGAGGCCGGGCGCCCGGCUCCUCAUCAUGGACUACGUGACUCUUCCUUAUGGAAAACUCAGCCUCGCUGACGAGCGCCGCAUGCGCAUCCGAGACAUGCAGAUGAUGGUCAUGCACAACGCCCUUGAGCGAGACGAAGAUGAAUGGAGACAACUGUUCGCAGAGACGGACUCCCGCCUCCGCCUCGUCGCCAUUCGCACUCCACCUGGAAGCGCGCUGUCUCUCAUUGAAGUCGUCCUCGAUGCUGAGGUUGAGACCAGCGCCACGGAAAAGACCGAAGUCACCGUGCCUGAAAGGAUUGAGCCUUUUGUCCCCGAGAAGACUGAGACCCUGGGGCUCGAAAAGCUCGACGAGCCGCUCCAACCCAUCGUGCCUCAGCAAGCGGUGCAAAUGGCAGCAUAG
Molecule: messenger RNA, 1434 nt
Organism: Exophiala aquamarina CBS 119918
Lineage: Eukaryota; Fungi; Ascomycota; Eurotiomycetes; Chaetothyriales; Herpotrichiellaceae
Exons: 2
Coding region: 1-1434 (477 amino acids)
Molecular function (GO): O-methyltransferase activity
Source: RefSeq, a predicted model, not a curated record